GAGAAGACACGGGCAGUCCCUCUGUACUCAAAGUCUAAGGAUGGAUUGAUCUCUGUAUGACGGAGAACAAGACAUUACAGGUUAUCAAGAAACUAUCACCAUUCAAAAAAUGAAUAACUCAACUACAACUCUGAAUGUCACUGAAGCUGAUGGUUCCCAUCAAGCAAAUACACAACUGUCUUUCACUGCAGCUACUGGCAUUGCUAUUGUCUUCAGUGUCAUCGGCUUGAUUGGAAAUUUUAUUGUUUUUUGGUAUCUUUGCUUCAAGAUCAAGAAGAGCAAGUAUACCAUUUACAUCAUCAAUCUGUCAGUGGCGGACUUCAUCUUUCUGCUUUUCAACAUAGUUGCACUAAUAUUGUUCAUUCAUACACUAACAAGUACAAAUCCACAGACGGAAUGGAAAGAUUCCUUUUUAGUAUUUUUGGAAAUAUUUUCUAAAAGCGGACAAUAUUCGGGAAUGUUUAUCCUCACAGCUCUCAGUCUGGAAAGAUGCCUUUCUGUCCUAUUCCCCUUUUGGUACCAAUGUCAGCGACCUAAUAACUUGUCCGUUAUCAUCUGUGUUUCAGUUUGGAUUCUUGGAUGCUCAGAGAGUCUCAUAGAUAACUUGGUGUGCCCAGCAGAAGCUUUUUAUGUACAGAAUACAGCGUGCACGGCAGUUCAGAUCAUUGUUUUUGGUUUGGCCAUUGUUAUCUGUUUACCAAUUAUGGUGAUUUCUAGUUUCAUCUUGCUCUUCAAGAUAAAGAGGACCUUUAACGACCAAUAUCCACAAAAGUUCUACAUUAUCAUUAUUGUUGCAGUUUGUGUAUUUAUUAUUUCUGUUAUCCCAAUCAAUUUUGUCUGGUUUUUCAUGUAUUUCAAAGUGCUAAAAUCAGAUGUUGCAACAGUUGGAUUUUUUUUUGGUAGUAUGUAUUGUCUUGUCUUAAAUUGCACCAUUGACCCAUAUAUUUACUUCAUUGUUGGGAAUAAAUGGAAGAAGAAAUCUAGUCAUUCUAUCAAAGAUGCCCUUGAACGAGCCUUCAGAACAGAAGAUGAUGAAAAUGAUGACUCAAACAGUAAUAAAACAAGCAACUUAUCAAACCAAAGCAAUCUUGCAAGUGCAUUUUAGGAUUUGCGCUGCACUGCAAUAACAACCUAAGGCAAGGACUGGGACAAUCAAGGAUUCUGCUAAAUGAAAAUUACCCUAACCAUGGGAUGCAUCUGGUAUUGCAGUUCAGCCGCAUUCAAGUGAAAAGAGUGGCACUGUUUCUACGGAAAAACAAACAAACAUACAGACCUUAUUUCCUAAAGAUGUGCAACCACAGUGAAAUUUCUCAGCAUUUUAGUGCAUUUACACCGACCCAGUCGUGGUGGGUGUGUGGUUUUAAAUGCACUAUAAUACAGAGAAAAUUCAUGAGUUUAGUUAAUCCUUUAGUGACAAGACUAUUUUAGGGCUGAUUCAGACCACUGCGUUCAGACCCGGAAAUACGUGCUAUUUAUCGGCAGCUUCUCCCAGACUAACUUUGGCUCCCUGACCUGAACUAACUGCAUCAUAGUAGUUUAGGAUACAGUCAGUUCCUAUCUGAUCAAGUGUUCAUUGUACUGUCUUCGCAUCAUUAUGUGAGCAAUGUACAGUAGAGCUUGGCCACCAGCAUCCUGUCCUAGAAUGUGAUCAGGACUGGUCGCUUCCACUUGCAGUGCUGCCUAGGGGGGUGAGGUGACUGGGCCUCAAUACACACUAUGCUCUGGCAUUAUUAUAUACUACAGAGAGAGACCAGUAUGCUAAUCUGUGACAAUAUAUAUAUGUUGUCUGGAGGGUAUUAUUUCUCCCACUGUGUGUGUAUCGUACGUUUGCACAAAAUUGUAGGCCAAACAAUGCCCUUCUGGGAUUUCUAGGAAAGAUAUUCAAAUUUACUUUUCUAAGCCUAUCUGAUGCUAGCAGAUGUUAGACAUGAUAAUUUGACAAUAGUCAUCGCGUAUAUUAACUGGUCUCCAUAAUAGAAAUAGUAUCCUCCCAGAGGUCCCCCCAAGGCCUUUUAACUAGAGAAGCUGUUUCUAUCUGCUGGCUUAGCUAUUUUCCUAGUUUUACAACAUAAGCAUGUUUAAAAGGCUGGAAGGCACCCCUGCCGAUCUGUUGCGCGAUGAUGAUAUUUACCUGCUCACCGUGCAGCAGAUAGCAGCUGCAGAAUUGAUUUGUUGGUCCUUAGUAGACAGGAUUGCAUCUAUUAUAGAGCAGUGUAGUGUGUAGUGAGGCCCCAUACCCCUGGGCAGAUCUGCAAGUGGAGGCAACAACCAGUCCUGCGCACAUUUUAGGACAGGUUACCGGGGGCCAUUUUAAAUAAUUCCAGAGGAACCUCUUUAAAGUCCAAGAAUUUAUAUAUAUAUUUUUUUUCAUUAUUCCACUCAAGAACCUUUUCUGUUAACAUAGCCAUAUGAAGGCUAAUUUUUUAUUUUAUUUUUUUGCAGGAUGCGUUAUAUUUUUCAACAGCUCAAUUUUGGGGUGCAUAUAACGUAUUAAUUAACUUAUAUAAAAAUCAACAAUUCCGCAAUUUUUUUUUGGCUUUAUAAAAUGUGUGCCAUUCACUUUUCUGCAUAAAUAACGUUAUUUUUAUUCUAUGAGUUACAACCAUUAUGGUAUACAAUAAAAACACUUUGUUUA
Bufo gargarizans (Asiatic toad) is the source of this 2635-nucleotide messenger RNA. Its product is annotated as mas-related G-protein coupled receptor member H-like. Gene Ontology annotation, molecular function: G protein-coupled receptor activity. The record is from RefSeq and is a predicted model, not a curated record. The transcript has 2 exons. NCBI's taxonomy places the organism in Eukaryota, Metazoa, Chordata, Amphibia, Anura, Bufonidae. Gene Ontology annotation, cellular component: membrane. Gene Ontology annotation, biological process: G protein-coupled receptor signaling pathway. Bases 110 to 1105 code for a protein of 331 amino acids.